AUGAUUGAAGCUGCCGCAGUCUUUAUUCGAGCAGGCAGGACCGCCAGGAAACACCUAGGAACGGAACUGGACUCUACGGUCUACGUGGGAGAAUUGGAAGGGGCCCGAAUGGCCCUAGAUCGGUCGAAACCUAUCCCGAUCACGAUUUUCUCAGACAGCCAGGCAGCUAUUCAAGCCGUGCGCAACCCUGGCCGGCCAUCGGGCCAGUACGCAUUGUGGGCUAUCUACGAGAGGAUCAGGACUCUGCAGAGCAAGGGCCUAGAGGAUGCUGAACUACGUUGGAUCUCCGUUCACAUCGGGGUAGAGGGAAACGAAAGGGCGGAUAAGGCAGCCAAGGAGACUGCGAUAAAAGGAGUUAAAUUAAAUUCAGCGAUCCGCUACGUUACCGAAUUUAUACAACAAACAGGCCUCCUUCAACAAUUCCAAUUCGCUCGAUUGGACGAAGAGGACAACGAGGAGGCUCCAGAACCUACCAACCUGCUAGAAGGACUCGAGCUAGGCGAGGAAGACGAUAGUUACAUGGAACCUUAG
Molecule: messenger RNA, 531 nt
Organism: Aspergillus affinis
Lineage: Eukaryota; Fungi; Ascomycota; Eurotiomycetes; Eurotiales; Aspergillaceae
Product: ribonuclease H family protein
Exons: 2
Coding region: 1-531 (176 amino acids)
Molecular function (GO): RNA-DNA hybrid ribonuclease activity; nucleic acid binding
Source: RefSeq, a predicted model, not a curated record